Scleropages formosus (Asian bonytongue) is the source of this 771-nucleotide messenger RNA. Its product is annotated as proheparin-binding EGF-like growth factor. Bases 56 to 766 code for a protein of 236 amino acids. The transcript is spliced from 5 exons. Lineage: Eukaryota; Metazoa; Chordata; Actinopteri; Osteoglossiformes; Osteoglossidae. Gene Ontology annotation, biological process: positive regulation of cell population proliferation; positive regulation of mitotic nuclear division; epidermal growth factor receptor signaling pathway. The record is from RefSeq and is a predicted model, not a curated record. Gene Ontology annotation, molecular function: epidermal growth factor receptor binding; growth factor activity.
UCGGCUUUAAGGGAAGAGCACUCUGAGUCAGAGAACUCACCUCCUCCUGUGCAACAUGGACAAGCUCUUAGUCACCUUGCUCCUCCUCGCAGUGUGCAGCGCUACUGGGGCCUUUGAGCUGGACUUCUACAAGGCUGAUGUGGAACACACAGAGGUCACCAGGCCACAGCACACUGUGCUGACGGCAGAGUAUUUAGAGAGCGACCUUCAGAAUUACGAAGAUGAUGAGUACGAUCAUGAAGAAGAAGAAGGCUCGUAUUCGGACUCUGAUUUGCCACAAGUUCAGUUCCUGAGUAAACCAGGAGAGAAGGGGAAGAGCCGGAGGAAGGGCAAAGGGAAGAGGAAGCACAAGGGGACCACGGCAAAUGGACCCAUCACGUCUGGCUACACACAGCACCCAGUGCAGCAGGUCAAUCUGGAGGACCCCUGUUCAACUACACACCAGGAUUACUGCAUUCACGGCCAUUGCAAAUACAUGGAGGACCUGAGGGAGCCCACCUGUGUCUGUAACAAAGGCUACGAUGGAGAGCGUUGCGGGAUCCGCCUUCUGAAGACGGAGCAGAAAGACCCAGACGCUGACAGCACUGGUGUGGUGCAGACGGUGCUGGUGACCGUCGCAGUUGUGCUAUCCCUCAUCAGCUGUUCUGCCGUCCUGCUCAUGCUGUGCACCCAUUACAGAACACACAAGAACUUCUUGGCAGCGUACCUGGGAACAAACAGUGAGAAGGAGAAACUUCAGACAAGUACAAGUGGCAUGGUGGUCUGAGCAAA